Salarias fasciatus (jewelled blenny) is the source of this 3442-nucleotide messenger RNA. Its product is annotated as myosin-binding protein C, fast-type-like. Gene Ontology annotation, molecular function: protein binding. The transcript is spliced from 29 exons. The record is from RefSeq and is a predicted model, not a curated record. Lineage: Eukaryota; Metazoa; Chordata; Actinopteri; Blenniiformes; Blenniidae. The coding region runs from base 16 to 3369 and encodes 1117 amino acids.
GACACAGGAAUAACCAUGCCUGAGCCAGUCCCUGCAGAUGCUCCCCCCGCUGAUGGAGCAGAUACAGACGUUGACGGGGAUGAGCCUGGGAAUACUGAGCUUACUGGACUCUUUGUGGAGAAGCCACCGGAUAAUGUCGUCGCCGUUGCCGGAACGGAUGCCAUUUUCAUUGCCAAGGUUGACUCCACCAACCUGACGAGGAAGCCCACCAUGAAAUGGCUGAAGGGCAAGUGGAUGGAUCUUGGCAGCAAAGCUGGAAAACAUAUGCAGUUCAAAGAAACCUAUGACAGAAAUACUAAGAUCUAUACAUAUGAAAUGAAGAUCAUCAAAGUGGUCCCGGGAGACGCCGGGGGCUACAGGUGCGAGGUGACGGCGAAAGACAAGUGUGACAGCUCCACCUUCGAGAUCUCUGUGGAGGCCGUCCACCAGGAAGAGCAGACCGAUAUUUUGUCGGCCUUCAAGAGGGCGGAUGCUGGAGAGGAUGAAGGAGAUCUGGAUUUCAGUGCCCUGCUGAAAGCUGCUAAGAAGAAAAAGAGACCUGAGAAAGAAGAACCUCAGAUAGAUGUGUGGGAAUUGCUUAAGAAUGCCCAUCCAAGCGAGUACGAAAAAAUUGCCUUUGAGUAUGGCAUCACCGACCUGAGGGGCAUGCUGAAGCGUCUGAAAAAGAUGACGGCCCCGGAGCCUAAGCAUAGCGAGGCCUUCCUGAAGAAGCUCGAUUCUUGCUACUCCGUGGAGAAGGGAAAGAAAAUCGUCCUGACGUGCGAAGUGGUCGAUCCCAACGUCCAGGUCAAAUGGCUGAAGAACGGCCAGGAGAUCAAACCAUCAGCCAAGUACAUCAUGGAGGCAAACGGAAAUGUCAGAACGCUGACCAUCAAUAAGACCACCCUGGCUGACGACGCUGCCUACGAGUGUGUGGUCGGAGAGGACAAGUGUUUCACAGAAGUGUUUGUCAAAGAGCCUCCUGUGACGAUCACCAAGCUGAUGGACGACUAUCACGUGGUCGUGGGUGAAAGGGUGGAGUUUGAGAUCGAGGUGUCAGAAGAGGGUGCUCAUGUCAUGUGGUACUUUGAGGAUGUGGAGCUUCACAAAGACCACGAAAACCCAAAAUACCGCUUCAAGAAGGAUGGGAAGAAGCACACACUCAUCAUCAUGGAGGCCACGCUGGACGACAUUGGAAUGUACCACGCUUGGACAAACGGGGGUCACACCAAGGGAGAGCUGGAGGUGGAAGAAAAGGAACUGGAGGUGCUGCAGGACAUCGCUGACCUGACAGUCCGGGCACAAGACCAGGCCAUGUUCAAGUGUGAGGUGUCUGAUGAUAAGGUCACAGGAAAGUGGUUCAAAGACGGAGUGGAGGUUCUGCCAAGCGAUCGCAUCAAGAUGAGCCACAUCGGAAGGUUCCACAGACUCACUAUUGAUGAUGUGAAGCCAGAGGAUGCUGGAGACUACACGUUCGUGCCAGAUGGAUAUGCUCUGUCACUUUCUGCCAAACUCAACUUCUUGGAGAUUAAGAUCGACUAUGUGCCCAGACAAGAGCCUCCAAAGAUCCACCUGGACACCUCUGGAAACAUGGUCUCCCAGAACACCAUCAUUGUGGUGGCAGGAAACAAGCUGCGUCUGGAUGUGGAGAUCACCGGAGAGCCGGCGCCCACCGUCGUUUGGUCCAAAGGAGACCAGCCCAUCACCGACUCUGAGGGGCGCGUGAGGGUGGAAGCCCGGAAAGAUCUCAGCUGCUUCGUCAUCGAGGGGGCAGAAAGGGACGACGAGGGCAACUACAGCAUCUGUGUCACCAACCCGUCUGGAGAGGACAAGGCCAUGCUGUUCGUCAAGAUUGUGGACGUUCCCGACCCCCCUGAGAAUGUCAAGUGCACUGCGGUGGGAGAGGACUGUGCCACCAUUGUCUGGGAGCCUCCUAAAUUUGAUGGCGGUGCACCGAUCAAAGGUUACCUCAUGGAGAGGAAGAAGAAAGGCUCCUCCAGAUGGACAAAACUCAACUUUGACGUUUAUGAGUCGACCACGUAUGAGGCCAAGAGGAUGAUCGAGGGAGUUCUGUAUGAGAUGAGGGUGUUUGCCGUCAACAGCAUCGGCCUCUCUCAGCCAAGCCUCAACUCCAAGCCCUUCAUGCCCAUUGCCCCGACUAGUGAGCCAACGCGCCUGACAGUCCACGAUGUGACGGACAGCACAUGCAGCUUGAAGUGGCUCCCCCCGGAGAGGAUUGGAGCCGGGGGCCUGGAUGGCUACAUUAUUGAGUACUGCAAGGAAGGAGGCACCGAGUGGGUUGUAGCAAACAAGGACCUCUGUGAGAGGCAGGGGUACGUGGUGCAUGACCUCCCUGUGGGUGAGAAGAUCAACUUCAGGGUGGUGGCAGUAAACAUCGCCGGAAAGAGUCUUCCUGCUACACUGGCACAGCCGGUCACCAUCCGCGAGAUCGUCGAACAUCCAAAGAUCCGACUUCCUCGUGAGCUGAGAACAAAGUACAUCAGGAAAGUAGGAGAAAAGAUCAACCUCACCAUCCCCUUCCAGGGUAAACCACGCCCCGUUGCAACCUGGUACAAGGACGGUCAACCCAUCGACCCCAAGAUGGUCAACGUCCGUAACUCAAACGUGGACACCAUCCUCUUCAUCCGCUCGGCAGAAAGAGAGCACUCGGGAACGUACGAGCUGGUUCUCCAGAUUGAGAACAUGGAGGACAGGGCCACUGUGAACAUCAGGAUUAUUGAACGGCCUGGGCCGCCUUUGAAGGUGAGGGUGACAGACGUCUGGGGCUUCAAUGCCGCCCUGGAGUGGGAGCCGCCCAGAGACGACGGUAACAGUGAGAUUACUGGAUACACCAUCCAAAAGGCAGACAUGAAGACCAAGGAAUGGUUCACCGUUUACGAGCACAACAGACGGACAAACUGCACGGCCUCAGACCUCAUCAUGGGCAACGAGUACAUGUUCCGGGUCUACAGCGAAAACCUCUGCGGCCUGAGCGAGGAGCCGUGCAUGAGCAAGAACACGGCUAAAAUUUCGAAGACAGGUCUGGAACUCAAAGCAAACCCCUACAAGGAGAAAGACAUGUCCUGUGUGCCCAAGUUUACUCAGCCGCUGCUGGACCGGUCUGUAGUCGCCGGUUACAGCACCGCCAUCAGCUGCUCCGUUAAAGGUUACCCAAAGCCUAAGAUCACUUGGAUGAAGAACAAAAUGAUCAUCGGCGAGGAUCCCAAGUUCCUGAUGCAGAACAACCAAGGAGUGCUGACCCUCAACAUUCGCAAGCCGAGCACCUUUGAUGGAGGCAAAUACUCCUGCCUGGCUGUUAAUGAGCUGGGCCAGGAUGAAGUGGAGUGCAAACUGGAUGUUAGAGUUGCCGUCGACCCGGAGAAGAAGUGAGAAACCGAACAGCAAAGAAUGUGAAAUGAUACAAUCCAAACAGUGAAUGAACAGUGAACUGUCACUACGUAGA